This is a messenger RNA of Sitodiplosis mosellana (orange wheat blossom midge), 3228 nucleotides long. It is a transcript of the gene CAH7, whose product is annotated as carbonic anhydrase 1. Gene Ontology annotation, cellular component: cytoplasm. The transcript has 6 exons. Lineage: Eukaryota; Metazoa; Arthropoda; Insecta; Diptera; Cecidomyiidae. Gene Ontology annotation, molecular function: zinc ion binding; carbonate dehydratase activity. The record is from RefSeq and is a predicted model, not a curated record. The coding region runs from base 1417 to 2346 and encodes 309 amino acids.
AUCCAUCGAAUGCCAUUCUCCAUGUUUAUUCACUAAUUCGCAUGGGUUUGCAAUUUGUGAUUUGUAUCAUUUGUUUGCGGUACACUGGACGAAAAAAGGCGACAAAUUUCGGUUUGAACGAAGGGAAUGACAGAAAAGCGAAAAUUUUCCUGCAAUACCGCUAGCUACUGAAGCAGAAUUUCUCAUAUCAAAGUGGGACGAAAGGAUGGAAAAUCGGAAUAUUUUAUCAACUAGAGCCAAGAGCAUGAAUCAUUAAGAAGAAUUUUGCAGAAUUGAAAUCAAAACUGUGUUCCAAGCCACUUAAUGAUAUUGACGUAGCAUUGCAUUGUGAUUGAGCCUACUGAGUGCGAUGUUGUCUUUUACGGAGUUCAAUGUGAGAUGAAUGACAGGAGCGAUUGCAUAGUGACAGAGAAAAGUCGGCAUAAGAUGCGAUCCAAACAUCGUUUGACUCUUUGUGUUUGGUAGCAAUUGUACAAUCAAUAUGCAGAGGCCUAUCCAUGUGAAGAGACACACACGACUGCUUGGUACGCCGCUCUGAAAAAAACUGACCUAAAACAUGGGCAGAAGACACGAGCUCACUGUGAUGAAAAUGCUGAUUUCAAGUGAGCGCCGAAGAUGUGUAAACCGAACCGACUACACUAGCUAACACACGAAGGGAGAGAUAAAUGCACAAAGCGAAGAGAAGCAGAACGAUAAAACGAACGUGCUAUUGCUCUUGUUUAUGACUUUCGCUCUCUUUUCAACUCUCUGCUAUUGCCGUUGCCGCUGCUGCUGCCUGUGUAGAACACGCUGCAUGUAUGGCGGCGUUACAUAUAACAUGUAUUUGCGUUUUUUCGCUGGCGGUGAAUUAUUUGCUACCGCGUAAGCUUGAUGUACGGUGACCGGGACCGAUUCGAAGCAGUUCGUAUAUAAAGGCAGCACUAUACAAACGGGUAGUUCAGUUUACGGUUAAUAUUCAAUUUUCGCAUUUUGAAUAGAAACGAAAACCGAACAUUAACAACAACAAAAAAAAUCAAAACAAAUAACUGUUACAUUCGAUUUCAAUGGACAAUUUUCAAAUAUCGCUGUAAAAAAUUAUUUCGUUCGAAACAACCCUAAAUAUUUUGUGAGUGUGUGGCCUUCUGUGCAUUGUUUUGUUGUGUUCCAAUGUCAAGUUUCUGCAAGCGACACAGGUCCUCUUGAGUAUUUCGAGCAAAGUGUUUUCAAAUCAUACCAGUAGCCAGCAUCGAGAGUAGUGAAAAGGGGCUUUCACCGAAUUUUGUGAGCCUAGGUCAAGUCGCACUGGUGGUGAAACUGCCUGCAGUUAGCAUUUCCGAAUAGAAAACACACAUCAACGAAUCGAUUGAACGUGAUUCUGGUUUCUCGUUGGUCGAGUGAGGGUGACAAAAGUGUGGUAGCAAAAACAAAAAUACAACGAUGUAUUUCAUUGUGCUAUUUUCAAUUUUAGUAGCCAACUGUGCGGUGUCUGUGACAGCCGAUCACUGGGGCUAUCUACCAGAACAAGCCAAUGGUGUAGUCAAGGGAGAAGAACAAUGGGGUGGCCAAUGUCGGAAUGGUCGACGUCAAAGUCCAAUUGAUUUGGCAAAGGGUGCAGCAGUUACGGGAACAUAUCCAUCUCUCUACUUCCGGAACUAUGAAAAUUCACUGGAAAAGGGCAAAAUUCGGAAUACCGGCCACUCAUUACAAAUCGAUAUUCCAAAUAAUCAAGAGUAUUUAAUUACUGGCGGCGGAUUACCCGGCAUCUAUAAAAUGGAUCAAAUGCAUUUUCACUGGGCUUCGGAGCAUACGCUCGAUAGCAAACGAUUCGGUUUGGAAUUGCACAUUGUGUCGCACAAUCAACGUUACAAAAAUUUCUCGGAAGCCGUUCAAAAUAAGCAAGGUGUUUCUGUAUUGGCUGUACUGUUCCAUAUUUCCGAUCAGGUGAAUCCAUUGCUGAAAAAUAUUCUGGACAGCGCUGAAUCGGUUAAAGAUGAAGCUGGCCAAUCGAAUGAGAUAAAUGCCUCAUUUUCACCGCUCCAACUGUUGCCGAAGAAUCGUUCAUCGUAUUUCCGUUACGAGGGUUCGUUGACGACACCUUCAUGUGAUGAGGCCGUUAUUUGGACCAUACUCGAUAACACCGUACCAUUCGCAAUAACACAGAUCGAACGAUUUAAGCAGGUGAAAGAUGCGGACGGUGCUUUGUUGACACACAAUUUCCGUCAACUUCAACGCCUCAAUUCACGGACACUCGUUUAUGUGCGUGACGAUUUUCUCAAUGGACAAGCGUCAUCGUCGCAACCGAUACGCAUUUCACUUGCAACAGUGGCCACGGUUAUCGCAGUUCAAAUGUUACGUGUCUACGUUUAAAUGAUGCAAUCAUAUCUAUAUACUAUACACAUCGCAUAUCCUCAAGGAAACGAUUGUACGACGCAUUUUUCUUAGUUGCUCUUGUUAUUGUUGUUCGUUUUGUCCAACGUGUUUACUGUGUCUUUUUUUUAAUGACUUGAACAAUUUUUAACAUUCAUUCAUUCUACGUAGAUUAUUUUAUUAGCAGCAAAAUGUGUACACAAUUUGAUAUUUUGUCCAAUUAAUUUAGAAGUGAACGUCGUGUAGCUUGUAUCUAAUGGAAAUAUUCUGCAUCCGUGCCAUUGACUCCUAUUUUUUUUACUCUCUGACUAUUUUCUCUCUAUAUGAUACGACUUCUUUUUGAACACAUUUUCAGCCUAUUUCCACGUGGCUUCACAAAUACACAUGACAUUUUUUAUUUUUCCUUCUACGACACAUAAAAACCAAAACAAAAAGAUUAGAAAAAUAAAAAUGAAAAAAAAAAACAAAACAACUACAAAUCCUACGAAGCCACGAAUCGGUGAGAUAGCAAAAAAAAAAGAGAUAUUUGAAACAAAUACAUAAUAGUAAUAUUCAGCUAGUCAUUUGCCAAAUAUUUCACAUCUUUUAUUGAUCAAUUAUGUUUAUGUUUAUGUAAAGUAAUUGUUCAGUGUUAAUUAAAUGUAGGUGAAAGUUUGAGAAAGAGCAUGAAAAGAAACAAAAAUAGCAGAAGAAUAAUCAAAAAAUAGAACAAAAAAAAAACAAAGAACGUUAUAUAAUUGCAUAUACAAAUAGAAUCAGAGUGAAAUUAAAUUACGCUUUUAUUUAAGUUUGCCUCAAUUGAACUAUAUAUCAAUAUAUUUUGUGUACAAAAACCAAAAAUCUAUAUUUUGAAUAAAUUUCAACUGAAAAUAAAAAAAAAAA